CAAUAAAGAGUCCGACCCCGGGCAUUUGCAUGUUCUGUUUGCGAACGCCCUUCAAUUAGGGUGCGCUGCGUCACGUGCGCCCACAAUGGCGCUCCAUUGUGGAGCCCUUCUCCCCGGCCGAAAAAUGGCUACGCCCCAUUGCGCAUCGAUCGCCCAGGGCGGGUCACGUGGUGUACGACUCCACCUUCGAGGUACCGCCCCGAAAUUUCACGUGCUCGCCCUCGCUCGGCGUCCAGACCGCAGUGCCAUGCAGCCGGUCGCGCCGCCGCGGACGCCCAGCCCGGCCUCCCGGGCCUCGCCCAAGGCGCCCCAGCACACCCCGUUCUCCGUGGACGACAUCCUGGACCCUGAAAAGUUCACGGGAGCAAAGUGCCGCUGGUUGCACGAGGAGGAGAGCCAGCCACCCUUGACCGCGAACGAAUCCCGCGGUCCGGAGGUCAAGAGCGGCAAGAAGAAGAAAUCGGUGAGCGAGAACGGCAAAGGGGCGGCGGCGGCGACAGGCGGAAAACCUCGGCGAGCCCGCACAGCCUUUACGUAUGAGCAGUUGGUUGCCCUGGAGAACAAGUUCAAGACGACCCGUUACCUCUCCGUCUGCGAGAGGCUCAACCUGGCCCUCACGCUUCGCCUGACGGAGACGCAAGUCAAGAUCUGGUUCCAGAAUCGGCGUACCAAGUGGAAAAAGCAAAACCCGGGCCUGGACGCCAACAGUCCGACGGGGCCGCCGACGCCAGGCUCCCCGGGACCCUUCGUGCAACCUCCGUACGCGCUGUACGCACCGGCCUACCUGGGCCCUUACACCCUGCAGCCUUUCUUCCCGUCGUAGCAGCGGCGCGGGCGCCCGAGUCUCACGUCGUCGCCCCGGACGCCCCCAGCACCCGACGACGCGCACCUACCGGCAAUAAAGGCGUUGCUCUCCACGGAGGCGGGCUCCGGAGCUCCGCCUGCUCGGCCGACGUUCCCUCUCCACGCUUGGCGUUCCACGCUGCGUGCGGCACAGACCUUGGUGUCGUUCUUCGAGAAGACGUUCAUCCCGAGACACGUAUUGACGAACACCCGUUUCCUAUGUGUCACGUGGUCGCUCUACCAAACUUAACUACGCAACAGAUUUCCGUAUCACGUAUGCAACCUUUUCAUUUCGGAAUCUAGAAUCGGAAUCUUGGCGAUCCUGUAUCACAAGUAAUUCCCGUCCACUGGGACCUGCAUGUGCGGAAUGGUCAUGGUCAUGAUGCCGAACGAAAACUACAAUAUCACGAACGAGACUCGAAAAAAAA
Ornithodoros turicata is the source of this 1271-nucleotide messenger RNA. RefSeq names its product homeobox protein slou-like. Gene Ontology annotation, biological process: cell differentiation; regulation of transcription by RNA polymerase II. Gene Ontology annotation, cellular component: nucleus. NCBI's taxonomy places the organism in Eukaryota, Metazoa, Arthropoda, Arachnida, Ixodida, Argasidae. The transcript is spliced from 2 exons. Gene Ontology annotation, molecular function: RNA polymerase II cis-regulatory region sequence-specific DNA binding; DNA-binding transcription factor activity, RNA polymerase II-specific. The record is from RefSeq and is a predicted model, not a curated record. Bases 86 to 823 code for a protein of 245 amino acids.